AAAAUUGUUAUUGAAUCAAAAACUUAAAAAAAUCAGCUUCUUUUCUCCCUUAAGGUGCAUUCAAGUGUUAGUUGGGUUGGUAAUUUAUCACGUUUACAGAAUUAGACCGGAGCCAGGAGAACAUUUGAUCCAAUCCAAUCCAUUGCGCAGGUCACAUGUCUUAUUUUCCAUUGUCCGCAGAGCAGGGUGUGUACCGCGGGGAGGCUGUGUGGGUUGGGCCGAUGAGGAGGAGGGGUUGUCUGGGUGUUUUUCCUCCAGCAGCAUCCUUUUUAAUAUCCUGUGACAUCGCUUCUUUUGCUGAAAGAUGCUCAGGGCGGAGGAGGAGAUGCUGCGUUCACCCGGCGCGCAUGAGGUGCGUCUCGUCUUGUCUGACCGCAAAUAAAAAUAGACGCUGAUGCUGAUGCUGCUGCUGCACCUGUACGGAGAAGAAGAAAAUCUGUGGGCCCCACCCGAGGAAAUGGCCUUUUUAACGUGUCGCUUUUAGUCCUUUUGACUCCAAAAGAAAAAUGUCUAAAAGCAAACACUGCGAGGCGGUCAGGGUGGUGGUCCGCUGCCGGCCAUUCAGCAAGAGAGAGCAGGCAUCCGAGUGUGACAGCAUUUUGGUCAUGGAUGACAAACUGGGACAGAUCACCAUCAGGAACCCGAAGGCACCACCUGAUGAUCCAAUGAAGGUAUUCACGUUUGAUUCCGUGUACGGCUGGGAUUCAAAACAAAGCGACAUCUAUGAUGAUGCGGUGAGACCUCUGGUGGAGUCCGUGCUCCAAGGCUUCAACGUGACCAUAUUUGCCUAUGGUCAAACUGGGACAGGUAAAACGCACACCAUGCAGGGGGUUUCAAACGACCCAGACAUGAGAGGGGUUAUACCAAAUUCAUUUCAGCACAUUUUCACACAGAUAUCCAGAACUCAGAACCAGAAAUACCUGGUGAGGUCGUCGUACCUUGAGAUCUACCAGGAGGAAAUCAGAGAUCUGCUGUGCAAAGACAACAACAAGAAGCUGGAGCUCAAAGAGAAUCCGGACUGUGGCGUCUAUGUGAAAGGUCUGUCUUCGGUGGUCACAAAGAACGCCGCUGAGAUCGAACAUGUGAUGAACAUAGGCAACCAGUCCAGGUCUGUGGGGUUCACCAACAUGAACGAACGCAGCUCUCGGUCUCAUGCGAUUUUUGUUGUAACUGUGGAGUGUAGUGAAGUAGGGCCAGAUGGUGAGGACCACAUCCGGGUUGGGAAGCUGAACAUGGUUGACCUGGCUGGCAGCGAGCGCCAGAGCAAGACGGGCGCAAAAGGGAAGCGACUGAAGGAGGCAGCCAAAAUCAACCUGUCCCUCUCAGCGUUGGGGAAUGUCAUCUCAGCUCUGGUGGAUGGGAAGAGCACCCACAUCCCAUACAGGGACUCCAAACUGACCCGCCUGCUCCAGGACUCACUGGGCGGCAAUGCAAAGACAGUCAUGAUAGCAACAGUGGGGCCUUCGCACAAGAACUUUGACGAAUCCCUGGCCACGCUGAGGUACGCCAGCAGAGCCAAGAACAUAAAGAACAAACCACGGAUUAAUGAGGACCCCAAAGAUGCCCUGCUGAGGGAGUUCCAGGAGGAGAUUGCACGCUUGAAAGCGCAGCUAGAAGAGCGAGGGAUGCUCGCAAAGGAGAGGAGGAGGAGAAGGGACAGCAAAAGAUUGAGUAAAAGUAUGGCCGGCAUGGAAGAGGAGAUCCUCAGGGAGAGGGAUGGGGAUGUGUGGAAGGCUCUGUAUGAGGAACAGGAGGUAAAACAUCACCUGAAAGAGGGAGGUGACAUCCCAAAGGUGCUGAGCUGCCAGGGAGGCAUUGAGAAGUUAAAGCACCUGAGUGACAACAGGAAAAGCAUAGAGGACGUGCAGUGGGAUCAAGAUGCUUUGGAGAAGAUCAUAGAGAAAUAUAAGGCGAUGGAGAGCAAACUCCUGAUUGGAGGAAAGACUAUAAUUGAUCACACCAAUGAACAGCAAAAGAUGCUGGAGCUGAAGAGGCAAGAAAUUGCAGAACAGAUAAGACGAGAGAGAGAGAUCCAGCAGCAGAUGAUGUUGCAGGACGAGGAGACGGUAGAAAUGAGGGAGACGUUCUCCUCCCUGCAGCAUGAGGUGGAAGUCAAGACAAAGAAGCUGAAGAGGUUGUAUUCCAAACUGCAGAUGGUGAAGGGAGAGAUGAAAGAUGUCAUCGCCGAACACGUCACGACCAGACAGGAGCUUGAACAGACACAGAAUGAACUCACCAGAGAACUCAAGUACAAAUAUCUCUUGAUUGAGAAUUUUAUACCUCCAGAGGAAAAGAACAAGAUCAUGAACAGGCUGCACUUUGACAGUGAGGAGGAUCAAUGGAGACUCCAACCGGUCCUUCCAGAGAGUGCACCCACUCAGGUCAAGAGAAGGCCUCUCUCAGCUGUGGGAUACAAGAGGCCAAUUAGCCAAUAUGCACAGAUGGCUGUUGCCACGGCAACCGGGGCCCCGUGUAGAUACCAGGCUGAGAAUAUAAUGCUGUUGGAGUUAGACAUGUCUCCGCCGACCAUGUUCACCUUGAACCUUAAUGGCACUCACCUGGAGAGAGCCUUUUCCCCCAGACUGAUACGGGACAUCCUGGCAAACGUUCCCGUUAGAGAGAGGAGCGGCGCGUCGUCACGAGUCAGGAAGUCACACUCCUGGUAUCAAGCACCGCGAGCAGCAUCCGUCACGUCAUCCUCAUCGUCCACUGCUCUGACAUCAGAAUCUCAGAGUUUCUCUCCUCAGAGACAAAGACCAUCCUCCGCUGCUUAUCUUCCACACGGAGAUCCAGUUCAGACAAGCCCCUGAUACGUGUCGACGCAUCUGUACACAGGGGGGCUGGCCUUAGUUCAAGAUGGCACAAAGGAGACAUGGAGGAAAAUCUUAUGCCUUGAUUUAAAAAUGUUUGUUUUUCUCUUUCUCUCUCUCUCUCUUUUUAGAAAUAUUCACUUUAGUAAGCAUGUAUUCAACUUACUCGGAAAGGCAUUCAUCAUUUUUGCCUACAGUUGCCUGUAGUUUCUCUCGUGGCUUAGUCAGUCUCAAUGAAUAGCACAGCUUCUAAAAACAAAAAAAAAACAGGUUUGACACACAGUACAGUUUGAAGGAUCUUUGCAAUUUUUUAUUUAAUUAAAUUUCAACGUACUGUACUUUUUUUCUUUUUUUUUUUUACACAUUAAAACAUCAUUCACACGCACAUUUUUUAAAAAACAUAAAAGCCUGUAAAAUGUACCUGAUCUUUGCCAAAUCAAUGAGAAAUGAGGGCCCCGAAUAUUAGACUAAUGUGGUGGUGUGUGAGGGGGCCCGCCCUGGUUUAAGCCUGUUAUGCUUGAUGAACUGUUGCUUCAAUUUCUAGCUAAUGUAAUUGUGAGCCAAAAAAA
Molecule: messenger RNA, 3379 nt
Organism: Larimichthys crocea (large yellow croaker)
Lineage: Eukaryota; Metazoa; Chordata; Actinopteri; Sciaenidae
Product: kinesin-like protein KIF3B
Exons: 8
Coding region: 507-2810 (767 amino acids)
Biological process (GO): microtubule-based movement
Molecular function (GO): microtubule binding; microtubule motor activity; ATP binding
Source: RefSeq, a predicted model, not a curated record